GCAGCGGAGCAACGGCAAGCGAUCAGCUGGACGAGCUCACCGAACAGCAGCGCCGCAUGCUGCAACAGUACUCGAUAUCGCCGCCCAGCGAGACAAUGAUAUCGGCUGAUGGGGAUCAAAUAACGGUGCAUCAUCCGCGCGAGGAGCCCAAGAAAUCCAGAUUGAAAUUGCGCGAUUUCUUCGUUGCCGAAUUUGUGCGAAGCUGCCGCACCGGCAAGCAGGUGCAGAUGACGGAGGCGGAGGUGCGCGGCUUGUGCUUGAAGUCGCGCGAGAUAUUCUUGCAGCAGCCGAUAUUGUUGGAACUGGAGGCGCCAUUAAUCAUCUGUGGCGAUAUACACGGCCAGUACACAGAUCUGUUGCGUCUAUUCGAAUACGGCGGAUUUCCACCGACUGCCAACUAUCUGUUUCUCGGCGACUAUGUGGAUCGGGGCAAGCAAUCUCUGGAGACGAUUUGUUUGCUGUUGGCCUACAAGAUCAAAUAUCCGGAGAAUUUCUUCUUGUUGCGCGGCAAUCAUGAGUGCGCCAGUAUUAAUAGAAUUUAUGGCUUUUACGACGAGUGCAAGCGUCGCUACAAUGUUAAACUAUGGAAGACCUUCACAGAUUGUUUCAACUGUCUGCCUGUGGCCGCGAUUAUUGAUGAGAAGAUCUUCUGUUGCCAUGGUGGCCUCAGUCCCGAUCUGCAGGGCAUGGAGCAGAUCCGUCGCCUGAUGCGUCCCACAGAUGUGCCCGACACCGGGCUGCUCUGCGACCUGCUGUGGAGUGAUCCCGACAAGGAUGUACAGGGCUGGGGCGAAAACGAUCGUGGCGUUAGCUUCACUUUUGGCGUUGAUGUCGUCUCCAAGUUCUUGAAUCGACACGAGCUGGACUUGAUUUGUCGUGCCCAUCAGGUCGUUGAGGAUGGCUACGAGUUCUUUGCGCGCCGUCAGCUGGUCACAUUGUUCUCGGCGCCAAACUAUUGCGGCGAAUUCGACAACGCUGGCGGCAUGAUGACCGUGGACGACACGCUCAUGUGCUCAUUCCAGAUAUUGAAGCCAUCCGAAAAGAAGGCCAAGUAUUUGUACAGCGGCAUUAACUCAUCUCGGCCAACAACACCGCAGCGCAGCGCUCCAAUGUUGGCGACCAACAAGAAGAAAUAAUAUAUCCAUCCGCUUCCAUUUCCUUAAAGGUUUAACCUCAACCCCAACAGCAACAACAUCAGCAAACAACAGCAACAAAAACAACAACAACAACAGCAAACAACAAAUACACGAAUAACUUUUAUAUAUAUUAUACAUACGUACAUAAAUAUGUCAAAAUUAAAUGUGUGCAAGUAAUUAACUAGUUGAAAGAGUAAACAAAAAAAACAAACUUCAAAUGAAAAAUACAAAAAAAAAAAACAAAAACAAAAAAAGAAAAUACAGCCCCACAAAAUAAGCAAAGAAAAUCGUUUGAUACGAAAGAUGGCUAAAACGUGUUGACAGAUUAAUAAAAUAAAUAAACAGAUCAUCUUAUAUACAUGAUAUAUAUAUAUAUA
Drosophila novamexicana is the source of this 1513-nucleotide messenger RNA. It is a transcript of the gene flw, whose product is annotated as serine/threonine-protein phosphatase beta isoform. The coding region runs from base 57 to 1136 and encodes 359 amino acids. The transcript has 5 exons. Gene Ontology annotation, cellular component: nucleus; cytoplasm. NCBI's taxonomy places the organism in Eukaryota, Metazoa, Arthropoda, Insecta, Diptera, Drosophilidae. Gene Ontology annotation, molecular function: protein serine/threonine phosphatase activity. The record is from RefSeq and is a predicted model, not a curated record.